Molecule: messenger RNA, 2493 nt
Organism: Closterium sp. Yama58-4
Lineage: Eukaryota; Viridiplantae; Streptophyta; Zygnematophyceae; Desmidiales; Closteriaceae
Source: the annotation of a GenBank genome assembly
AUGGCUCCAGUCAAGGUCUACGGCAUGAACAUGUCGACGUGCACCAAGAGGGUGCUCACAACUCUCGAGGAGAAGGCCGUUACGGACUACGAGGUGGUUACCGUGGAUCUCGCGAAAGGGGAGCACAAGUCGGAAGAGUUCACGAAGAAGCAGCCUUUUGGAAUGAUUCCCUAUCUCGAUGACGGGGAGGUUCAGGUCUUCGAAUCACGUGCCAUCGCUCGUUACAUCGCUGAGAAGAAUUCCAGCCAAGGCACCGACCUUCUCGGCUCCACUCUCAAGGAGCGUGCGCUGGUGAGCCAGUGGUUGGAGGUGGAGGCGCAGAACUACAACCCGCCGCUCUCAGCGCUGAUCGCCGAGAAAGUGUUCAAGCCCAUGUUCGGUGGGGGCGAGCCCGACCUGGCCAAGGCAGAAGAGCUCAAGGCCAAAUUGUCCAAGGUGCUUGACGUGUACGAAGCCCAUCUGGCCAGCAGCGAGUAUCUGGCGGGGUCCCAUUUCUCCCUGGCGGAUCUGUCCCACCUGCCCUACACCGCUCUGCUGUGGAUGUCGGGGGAUUCGGAUCUCAUCACUUCGCGUCCCAAUGAGAGGGGGCGCGGGGGAGACCUGGGGGAAGGGCGUGGGGAGGGGCGGGUUCGAGUGAAUCCUGCAACGUCUGAGAGCAUUGGCGUGAGGCGGGGGAAGGAGAGGCAGACACCGAAGCAGAAGCGAGUGAGCCGAGUGAAACGGAUGGUGCUACAGGCGAGACAGGCGCGCGGGGAGGGGGAGAUGGGCAUGGGGGAGGGGGAAAAGGGGGAAGGGGAGAAUGGGGAGGCGGAGGGCGAGGGGGAGGGAAUGGAAGAGAAGAUGAGGGAACGGGAGGGGUUGGGGGAGGAAGCGGGGGAGAGAGUGGGAAUGGGAGAGGGAGAGGAGGAGGAGGAGGAGGAGGAGGAGGAGGAGGAGGAGGAGGAGGAGGAGGAGGAGGAGGAGCAGGAGGAGGAGGAGGAGGAGGAGGGGAAGGGAGAGGAGGAGGAAGGGAAGGAAGAAGAGCGUGUGGUGCAUGGUGAUUGUGGGAAGUGUGGGGUUGAAGGGAGGAGUCGAGGAGGCACGGGAUGGUUGGCGCAUGAGAGGCGUGAAGGGGCGUGUGCGGUGGGGGUGGGAGAUGGGAGGGAGGGGCGAGAUGGGGGAGAGGCGAGGGAGGGACGAGAUGGGGGAGAGGGAAGGGUAAGGUUAGGGGAGGAUGGGACGGAGGGCAGGAACGAGGCGGCACGAGAGGAGGAAGCGGAGUGUAGGGAAGUGGCGAGGGAGGAGGGUCAGGGAGUGGAAGGGAGAGUGAACGAGGGGGAGGUGGAUGGGAAACGAGUGGGUAGGCGAAGGCGAGGUAGGAGAAAGGGAGGAGAAAAAGUGCAAGGGAGGGAGCAAGAAGGGGAGGCGAAGGGAGGGGAGGAGAGGGGAGGGGAGGAGAACGGAGGGGGGGAGAAGGGAGGGGAGGAAAAGGGAGGGGAAGAGAAGAUAGGGCGAGAAGGCAGCACGGUGAAAAGGCAAACGCAGCCGACCACUUACAUUGGCGUGGAGGCAUGCAGCAGGUACGCCCAGCAGGUGGUCACACCCGAGCUCAACGCGCUCGUGGCUGAAUUGCUGGCGGAGCUGCUGCGAUUUCAAAUCAGGGCGAAGCAGAAAGACCCAAUCAAGGUGAGAAUAAGGGGGAAUGGGCAUGCUUUUCCAAGGGGAAGUGGCAGUGUUGCUGGGGGAGCUGCUACGAUUCCAAGUCAGGGCGAUGCAGAAAGACCCAAUCAAGGGGGCUAUGAGGUGGCGUGUGCUGGCAGUGCUGAAGGAGGUGGGGGCAGGCGGUGCGCAGCUGAAGAGGAUUUCCCCUUCUCUCUCCCCUCUCCGAUUUCCCCCGCACGCACAGGGCGCGAUGCGGCAGCGUGUGCCGGCAGGGGUGAAGGAGGUGGGGUGGGCAGUGCAAGGCUGAGUGCGAUUCCCUCUCUCCCCCUCCACCCUAUCCCACAUAACCUCCCACGCUCAGGGAACAACGCAGCAGUGUGUGCCGGCAGGGCUGAAGGAGGAGGGGUGGGCAGUGCAAGGCUGAGGCUGAAGGAGGUGGGGCAGGCGGUGCGCAGUGGGAGGGCCAAGUGUGUUGUGCUGGCGCCUAAUGUGGAGGAGGUGCCUGGGGCAGUGCACAGGUGUGUGGUGCUGGCGCCCAAUCUGGAGGAGGUGCCUGGGGCAGGUGAGGAGAGGGAGGGGCAGGAGUGGGGGGUUGAGUGGGGGGGGGAAGAGAAUGGAAUGGCAGUUGUGGAGCAGGUGUGUGGUGUGGAGCAGGUGUGUGGUGUGGAGCAGGUGUGUGGUGUGGAGCAGGUGUGUGGUGUGGAGCAGGUGUGUGGUGUGGAGCAGGUGUGUGGUGUGGAGCAGGUGUGUGGUGUGGAGCAGGUGUGUGGUGUGGAGCAGGUGUGUGGUGUGGAGCAGGUGUGUGGUGUGGAGCAGGUGUGUGGUGUGGAGCAGGUAAGGAUGCGAUCUUGA